CUCGAGCCGCUGCACUCAGCGGAGCGCAGAGUGGCUGGAGCGGGUUUUAAAAGAGAGAAAUACACCGGCGUGGACGCGUUGACGAGCCGAUUCAGAGCCACGGGAGCAGAACGAUAGACUGAUCUGACCUCAACCCGCCACUUCCCCCCCCCUUUCCUUUUUAAUGUUUGUUGGCCACCGAACAACAACAACGAAACACGACGUGCGGUUUAAUUAACGCGGCGGUCACGCAGCACGUCCCCAAGCCGACUAGAGAGGCGACCCCGCGGGAGCGCAGCGCGCACGCGGAACGGCACCGGGACCCCCGCGAGGAAUAUUUACAAUAGCAGCACAGUUCAUUCGCGAGGAAGAAUAGCAAAGGUUGAGGAGGAGGAGGAGGAGGAGGAGCGAAAGAUAACAGUGGAAUGAAGUGGACCUCGGGAUUCCCGGCGCGCUGCGGAGUUGUGACUGACGGGUGAAUGUGGCCAUCUGUAGCUUGUGUACGGCGGCAGGUACGCGCACCAUCGGCGCAGCUCUGAGAGAGACGCGACGCCUGCGCUUCGCCCAAUUAAAUCUCCAGAUCGGAAAAGAAAAAAUUAUCCCACCGGUGAAGGAUCUGUGCCAUCGCGCAUCGGGUCGCACCGCUGUCCGGUCCCCCCCACUCGCACGAAAGGACGCGACGGGCCGCGUUGCCUCAGCCACGGGUCAAGCGGGACACUGAGGGGUUCUGCUCGUCCCACGGACAGUUUACGCUAGGACGCCCGGGAGGUCUGGAGCAGGUUUUCUUUUAAAAAAAGGAGGAGGAGGAGGAGGAGGAGGGAGAGAAACAGCGGUUGGACAGAAGGACAUGUAUCUGAUCACGACCUCUCAUGCUCCCGACUGAUCGCUGCUCACCUUCCCACCGGGCGAACCACAACUGAAGGCUCGCGCGCACCGGUCCGACGCUCCGAGACCCCUUUUGGCUCACUGUCCGCGCACCGAUCGCAAUGGCGGGACUCGGCUGUUGGAAGCAUUGCCUCUGGAUCUUUAUUUUAAUGUGCAGGACGGCGUUAACCUCGACCAAAUCGCUGGAGACUAUAAUCUGGGGCUCGCAGAAUUCCAAGUUUGUGGCCGGACAGGGCCUCGUCAUCUACCCAGACAUCGGGGACAAGCUGGACAUCAUCUGUCCCAAAGCGGACGAAGGCAGAGAGUAUGAGUUCUACAAGCUGUACCUGGUGAAGAGGGAGCAGGCGGAGAGCUGCAGCACGGUCCUCGAUCCCAACGUCCUGGUCAACUGUAACAAACCCGAGAAGGACAUCAAGUUCACCAUCAAAUUCCAGGAGUUCAGCCCCAACUACAUGGGCCUGGAGUUCAAGAAGAACGUCAACUACUACAUCACCUCCACCUCCAACGGUACCAUCGAGGGCCUGGAGAACCGGGAGGGAGGCGUGUGCAAGAGCCGAUCCAUGAAAGUCGUUAUGAAAGUCGGGCAAGUCCCAAACGCAGCGAACCCCGUGGCGCCGGACGCUACAGACGACAACGCCAUACCGGAGUCCAUUCCCAGUCCGUCUGCCCCGGGUCGGAAAGAACCCGAGAUGCCAGGAAACACUGACUCCAUGAAUCAGGGCCCGUCUAGAAACUCGGACGGCUUCCUCAGCUCCAAACUGGCCGUGUUCUGCGCCAUCGCGGCCGGCUGCAUCAUCUUCCUCCUGCUCAUCCUCCUCCUCGUCAUCCUGCUCAUUAAGAUGCGCAAGCGCUCCAGGAAAAACGCCCACUCGCAGCCCCGCCCCUCGGCGCUGUCUCUCAGCACGCUGUCCAAUCCGAAGCUGCCCGGGGGCACGGCCGGCACGGAGCCCAGUGACAUCAUCAUUCCGCUGCGGACAGAGAACAACUACUGCCCUCACUAUGAGAAGGUGAGCGGCGACUAUGGCCACCCCGUCUACAUCGUCCAGGAGAUGCCCCCGCAGAGCCCCGCCAACAUCUACUACAAAGUCUGACGCGCUCCGCACGGACGGGAGGGAGGAGGAGAGGAGCGUUUGAUUUUUGUCCUUGGGAAGAACACUUUUCCUUCGCAUUUUUGGGGGACUUGAUGCGCGUUCGAGCCCAGUAUUAUUUCUAGCACCUGCUGCACACAUCUGGAGAGACGAGCACUGACCAGUCACCGGCGGGGUUGUGCGCUGACUGACGAGAGCGGUUUACUCUGUUUUGUUUGGGUUGUCUGACAAUCCCCACCCGCCCCUCCUCCUCUCCCUACCCGCCCCCCCUCCGCCUCCUCACCUCCACACCUGCUACAUCUCCCCACUGGGCUCCGACCAGGGAGGGAGCGCUGGUGGCUGGAGCGCAACCGGCAGAUGGAACUCCGGCUUCCUGGUUUUGCUGUCCCCUUUAACGGGCAGAAUAUAACUUAUCUCAGUUCCCCGAAGUACGGUGCGUGCUACACCCAAUUAAACACACCAUCCCGCCACACGAGCCAGGAACAGGCAGACACAGGCCCCAGACGCCACUCGGCCUGCAGUUUGUGUGCAAGCAUUAAACGUGUGUGUGUGUGCCUGUCGACGUGCAUGUGUGUUAGUCAGGCCGCCGCUUUGGGCCAGGAAACACUCCAGGUAGCUCAGGUAUCAGACACAGCGUGUGAAGAUAACGUGUUCCUCUCCCUUCGCACCUCUGAUGUUUGCCUUACUUACUAUUUUUGAUGGAGGAUUUCCUCAAACCCAGAUUCAGUUCACAAAGCAGUUGUAUUUUGUUAGACUUUUCCUAAAAGUGCACAAUGUAUAGAGUUGAAUAGAUCAUCAUUAUUACCACAUUUAUUCUCACCACCCAUGUCAACCCAUGCCAUUCAUUGCAUUUUCUCCCACUCUUUUACCCCCCCCCCCCCC
This is a messenger RNA of Gasterosteus aculeatus aculeatus (three-spined stickleback), 2834 nucleotides long. RefSeq names its product ephrin-B1 (gene efnb1). Gene Ontology annotation, biological process: axon guidance; ephrin receptor signaling pathway. Gene Ontology annotation, molecular function: ephrin receptor binding. Gene Ontology annotation, cellular component: plasma membrane. The record is from RefSeq and is a predicted model, not a curated record. Lineage: Eukaryota; Metazoa; Chordata; Actinopteri; Perciformes; Gasterosteidae.